AAAAGUUGCAGCCCCGGAUGAGUUGCUAUCACCACCACUAGAACACAUCCCGGGCUGCAAUCCACACUGCGCGCGGUCGGUUAUCAAGAUGCAAGAACGUUUGACUUUACCAUAUGGUAUAGUACCUGGUGUUGUGCCGUACAGUACAUGCGUGGUAUUUGACACAUGUGGUUGUAAUGAGGUAAAAUAUUGUCUUUUACAGUAUGCGUAUUGAUGAGGAAUACGUUGUUGUUGCUGACCAAGAACAGACAACUUGCCAUACAAUUAGUGAGAUUCUGAAUGAGAAAAUAGAGACAGGAAAUGGAGCAAGUAAUCAAGACCAACUUCACGAGGAAUGUAGUGCAGCAACCAAUGAGUUGUUGAAUGAGAAAGGAGAAACAAAAGAUGAGAUGGAGAAAAAACGACUUCAGCAGCAAGCAGAAAAUCUAGCUCGUGAGCUAGGCCGUGAACAGGAAAGGCAUAGACAAUGUCUAAUUGAAAACGAAGAGCUAAGGAGACAGCUAUCUGCAGAAGCAAAGCACUUAGAUGUUGCAGGUGGAUACUGUCGUCUUAUCCAGCUGAACAAGAAUGUGAAAACAGCAGAGCAAAGGCGACUGAUUUUGGAAAACCGAGAAGCACGGUACUUGAGCAGCAUUUCAAGCCUCGAGAAUCUCAAUAUUGGAAAAUGCAUUGGUAAGUCUGUAACAAAGCCAAUGGGACAAUAUGGAUGCAACUCCAUUGUUUACGAAGUGAAAGGCAAAGAGGCGUCUCAAGAGAGGUUGCGCUGUGUACUGAAAGCCGUGUUCAACCCUUAUGCAACAGAUGAUGAUGUCCCCAUGUCAGAGGAAGAUAUCGACAGGCGCUUCAGGCUUGAAUAUGACAUUCCUUGCAUCCCUCAUCGCAACAUUAUCCGAGUGUUGCAUCAUUUUUGUUCAGAAAUUGAAGGAGAAUUGCCAGAAUGGCCUCCAGAAGGUGGCCACAGAUCAUUGUUUCUGCUUAUGGAACAACAUGAGUGCAAUUUGCAGACCCAUUGCAGGUUACUUCGCAAGAACGGCUUGAUGACUCCUCGUACACUCCUUUUGUUUCUCGUGCAAUUGCUGGCAGGCAUAGAGCAUUUAGGAAAACACAAUAUCGUGCAUCGAGAUCUUAAACUCGACAACGUGCUAGUUUCACGUGAAGGACCUGGAGACAAUGUCAGGUUGGUAAUAUGCGACUUCGGCUGCAGUUACCAUGCACCUAAUUGUCUGGAAAAAGUUAGUGCUAGAAAUCUUCGUGACACUGGAGGAGGCAAUACUGUUCACCUCGCUCGUGAACUGUCAUAUCUACCAGAAGAUCCUGAAGUAACACGUGAUGUAAGUAAAGCUGACCUGUGGGCAAUUGGUAUGAUGGCACAUGAGAUUGCAACUGGCACAGACCCAACAAAUGUUGUAACUCAUGAGGAGAAGCGAAGAAAAAGUCACGGUAUUCCCACUCUUCCCUCAUUACCACCUGAAUACUCUAUUCAUUGCCGUAAACUGCUAGAAAGUCUUCUCCACUUUGAUGUCGACAAGAGACCAAAUGCGUCAGAAGCAGGUCUGCUGUGUUGCAUUCUACUCUAUGGUCCACCUAUUCCAGAAGGUGAUACAAUGGACACAGAUGAAGUUAAGCAUUGGCAUCUCGAGCAGGUGAUGACUUUGAAAGACAGAAGUGAUGAGGAUCUUCUUUGUGAUCCCAUUUUCCUCAACUAUUUGCAUCUCUUUUCUCCUGCUCAAGUUGCAAGUCUUAUGAACCAGUAUUUACUACAUUAGAUGUAGUCGAACUCUAACUACAAAAAUCCAGAACAAGGUAUCAUAUCCCAGUAAAACUGGAUGAGUAGAGUGACCUUUGAUUACUGUCAAGUUUACAAAAUACAGAAAAGUACAUCAAAGUACAU
Molecule: messenger RNA, 1891 nt
Organism: Corticium candelabrum
Lineage: Eukaryota; Metazoa; Porifera; Homoscleromorpha; Homosclerophorida; Plakinidae
Product: serine/threonine-protein kinase PINK1, mitochondrial-like
Exons: 7
Coding region: 204-1766 (520 amino acids)
Biological process (GO): protein autophosphorylation; regulation of apoptotic process; positive regulation of mitochondrial fission
Cellular component (GO): autophagosome; mitochondrion; cytosol
Molecular function (GO): protein serine/threonine kinase activity; ATP binding
Source: RefSeq, a predicted model, not a curated record